Messenger RNA from Sphenostylis stenocarpa, 1911 nucleotides. The record is from the annotation of a GenBank genome assembly. NCBI's taxonomy places the organism in Eukaryota, Viridiplantae, Streptophyta, Magnoliopsida, Fabales, Fabaceae.
AUGGCGGAUUUAGAAAAUUUACUCUUGGAGGCGGCUGGGAGAACCCGACACUCUCGUCCAACUUUAAGAAGGGAGGAUGAUUCGGAUGAUGAACAUGAUUAUCAACGAAAUCACUCUGGUUCACAGGUUACUCUAAAGAGGAGAUUUGAUCCAAAGGAAAGAGAUGAUGAUGGCAAGGGAAGUCGGGAAGAAGGGGAUGAUAAUGUUGGUGACCGAUCUGAUCACAAGGGUGCUAGUAGCGAUGAAUCUGAUUUUGGUGAUGAUCUUUAUAAGAAUGAAGAUGAUAGGCGUAAACUUUCUGAGAUGACUGAACUUCAAAGAGAGAUGAUAUUGUCAGAUAGGGCUACCAAGAAGUAUGAUAAAGAUUUUUUGGGGAAGAUAGCAUCAAAGCGGGAGAAGGGAAAGACAACUAUACCUCGGAAACAGACUUCACCUCCCUCACCAUCUCGUGUGCGUUCAUCAGUCAGAUCAGCUGAUAGGUCAACUGCCAAGCAUGGUGCAUUAAAUGAAUUGCGUGCAAAAAGAUUAAAGCAGCAAGAUUCAGAAGCCAACCGCAGACUAAGUAAGGCAUCCAAAAGUUCAGGGCCUGUAAAGGUUUCACCAAAGCACAAACCCUUUUCUUCAACAAGUCUCACUAGUUCCAGUGACAGUGAAAAUAGGUCCCUCAGUGAUGAUGAAGAGUCAAGUGAUGACGACAGAAUCAUUGACAGUGAUGAUGACCGGAUAAUGUUAAGAUCUGAAGGGCUUUCAUUUGAGGAUAUAAAAGAAAUCACCAUUCGCAGAUCGAAACUUGCAAAAUGGCUCAUGGAGCCCUUUUUUGAGGAGUUAAUUGCUGGUUGUUUUGUAAGAGUUGGUAUUGGUAGAUCAAAGUUUGGGCCUAUCUACAGGCUCUGCAUGGUAAAAAAUGUUGAUGCCACAGAUUGUGAUCGACAGUAUAAAUUUGAAAAUAAAAUCACACACAAGUACUUAAAUCUUGUCUGGGGAAAUGAAACUUCUGCUGCAAGGUGGCAAAUGGCUAUGGUUAGCGACUCUCUUCCACUUGAGGAGGAGUUCAUCCAAUGGGUUAAGGAAGUAGAACAAAGAGGUGGUCGGAUGCCAACAAAGCUAGAAGUGGAAGAAAAAAAACAAGCUAUACAAAAGACCAACUUGUUUGUUUACUCAGCAGCUACUGUGAAGCAGAUGUUGCAAGAGAAAAAAUCUGCCAAAACAAGGCCACUAAAUAUUGCAGCUGAGAAAGAUCGGUUAAGGACGCAAUUAGAAAUAGCACAGAGUAAGCAAAAUAAAGCUGAAGUGAAGAGUAUCAUGACAAGAUUGCAAGAAUUGGAGGAAUCUCGGCAGUCUAAGGAGAAGGAUGCCAGGGCUUUGAAGCUUUCUGAGAUGAAUAGAAAGAACAGGUUUGAGAACUUCAAAAAUGCUUCUGAAUUGAAGCCAAUAAAUAAGGAUUUGAAAGCAGGGGAGGCGGGUUAUGAUCCAUUUUCAAGGAGGUGGACUAGAUCAAGAAAUUACUAUGCCGCAAAACCAGCUGAAGAGGCUGCAGCUGAAAAUGACAGUGCCAGUGAUGCGGUGGCUGAUGUACGCAGCUAUCAGACGGGAACAGCUGGGACAGUGGUGGCUGGCAUGGCGGCUACUGCUGCAGCUUUGAAAGCUGCUGCCGGUGCUGGUAAGUUAGUAGACACAAGUGCUCCGGUGGAUCAAGGAACAGUGUCAAACGUGCUGCACGAUUUUGAGCUGCCAAUAUCAUUAUCCAUACUCCAAAACUUUGGUGGAGCCCAAGGAGUUCAGGCGGGGUUUAUGGCUAAAAAACAGAGAAUAGAAGCAAUUAUUGGAUUUCAAGUCCCGGAAAAAAAUGAUUGGAGGGAUGCGCUGACAUUAACAAUUAGUGAUUACAAGAGAAGAAGAGGCCUUCUUUGA